Annulohypoxylon truncatum is the source of this 1463-nucleotide messenger RNA. RefSeq names its product Creatinase/aminopeptidase. The coding region runs from base 378 to 1217 and encodes 279 amino acids. NCBI's taxonomy places the organism in Eukaryota, Fungi, Ascomycota, Sordariomycetes, Xylariales, Hypoxylaceae. The record is from RefSeq and is a predicted model, not a curated record. The transcript has a single exon.
AUAUAUCAUACGUGUAUAUCAUCCAAGUACGCCCUUCGUGGUUAUAUAUCGUUCUAUGAGAUAAGAGGACCAUGGACCCCUACGUAAUCACGACGCUAAGUUCUUCGCGAUUGUGUAAUAAGUGAGAUCUGAUAGGAGUUAUCCGGCAAUGGUUUAAGCUACCCCUCAAUACGCCUUUCCUGUAUCGGUCUGUAGGAGCCCAACCGGCAGGGAGCUAUGCGCUUCGCGUACAGUAAUCGCAUAUGUGCAUAGAUCAUGUAGAAUCCUACGCACUUGGGGUACCCACCCCUUAAAGAGCUCAGCUCUCCGUAGGUUUUGGUCUGGUCGUUCGUCGUCUGUACGUCUCACGCUCUCUAAAUCUCUCGAAAGCUGUAACCAUGUUUCAAAUCGCUAGCCUACUACCCAAAAUCUUGGGUACUACCACCACCACAACAACAACAACGGAGACAGAGCCGGAGCCAGAGGCGAAGACAGAGACAGAAACAAAGCCGGACCCGGAACCAGAGCCGGAGAAGAAGCCGGUGACACCAGAAGCCGAAAAGGCGCGCGCAGCGUACCUGCUAGACGCGCAGAGCAAAGCCGUGUCCCUGUUCGCCGAGAUCGAAGAGAAACUAAUCCGCCCCGGGAUCAGCGAGAAGCAGCUGAGCGACGAGAUCCACGCGCUGGGCGAGGAGCGCCACGGCGUGCGGACGCACUGGCACAAGCGCGUCGUGCGGUCGGGCCCCAACACGCUGCUCCCCUUCGAGGACAACCCGCCCGACCGCGUCAUCGGGGCCGACGACAUCCUGUACGUCGACCUCGGCCCCGUGUUCGAGAAGUACGAGGCGGACUUCGCGCGCACGUUCGUGCUGGGGGAUGACCCCGAGAAGAUUAGGUUAAGGGACUCGCUCGAGCCGACGUGGAAGAGGGUUAAGGAACGCUUUGAUGCGGAGAGCAAGAGUAUGACGGGCGGCAGGCUGUACGAGAUUGCGCAAGAGGAGGCGAGGGACGCGGGGUGGGAGUUUGGCGCUUGGCUUGCUGGACAUCUGGUUGGGCAGUUCCCGCAUGAGCGCGUGCCGAAGGAUCAGACGAAGUUGUAUAUCACCGAGGGUAAUGAUGAGCUGAUGGAUGUGGAGGGCAAGGACGGGUUCAAAAGACAUUGGAUCUUGGAGAUUCAUCUGCGCGACAAUGCGAAUAAUAGGGCGGCUUUCUUUGAGCAGCUCUUGACUGUUGGGUAGACGUGUUCUUGGAUAGGAAAGUUCUUGGAUAUGUCGCCGUUGGGGGUGAUGUUUUGUGUAUACUUUUGGGUGGUAUAGGAUAUUACCUAAGUUCUAAAGGGGUAGGAUUAGCAAGAAUCCAUUUUGGAUAGUAGCGGCAAUUUACUGGCUUGAAUCCGUUGGCAUAUCCCUAGAUACGAAUAUUGCUCGUUAGAAUAAGAGAUGAAGUGAAAAAGUGAAAUUGAGUCGAGAAUAGUAAGGGGUAAG